Molecule: messenger RNA, 594 nt
Organism: Pyricularia pennisetigena
Lineage: Eukaryota; Fungi; Ascomycota; Sordariomycetes; Magnaporthales; Pyriculariaceae
Exons: 2
Coding region: 1-594 (197 amino acids)
Source: RefSeq, a predicted model, not a curated record
AUGGCCGGAUCAAAGGCUAACAAAAAGUUUCAAGCUGGUCGGCGUAAAGCCCAGCAAACGUCGCAUAGCCCCCCCUCUUCCUCCCCGAGCACUUCCCCCGUCGGACCUCCACGCAUGGACAAGCAAGUCCAGCUCCUUCAUCGCUUCUAUGAGCCCAUGAAUCUCCUCUUUGCCCUUGGCCAGACCCGGGGCGAGCACAUCAAGUCCGAGGAUGAUGGGUCCGCCAGGUUCAAGCGGCGUCGGUUCCUCAACGACCUGGCAUACAUCUACGACUUGGCCAAGGGCGGACCGGCGACCACUGCCAUUGCCGUUGAGGAGCAGGCCAACGAGUACAUAUUCUGGUUUGCUCUCAACGCCACUGGGGAGGCAUCUACAAAUGUCAGGCUGUUCCGGGAGUCGAGUCUGAGAACUAUCAGACAGAGUCUCUCACGUGAGCCGGGGGCUACCAGGGAGCUGCUGACUCGAAGGCUCACGGCCGAUUGUGUCGGAGCAGCAAGGAGUCGGAUCAAGGAGGAAGUCAGACUUCUCAUGUCCAACAUCAAUUCUUGCAUUUCAAAACUUCAAGUUGAUGCCGGGAAAGCUACAGGUAGAUAA